AUGGCUGAACCAGCUGCUCCGGGCGUGCCAGCUGCAAUGGCCGGCAACGACGACGACUCCUCCUCGUCCUGGGAGUACGAGUACUCGACCACCGAGACCGAGACACACCUCAUCACACUGGACCUGUCCGUGCCCGAGUUUGUGCGGCAGCGCGACGACGUGAUAGUGCACAACACGCGCGGCGGGUUCCGGUCGUGGCAGAACCCGCUGAAUGUGGAGGAGGCACCGGCCCUGCGCGAGUUUGGAGGCGACGACAGCGACAAUGCUGGCGGCGGCGACGGUGCCGGCGACUCGGAUCGUAGCGACGGGGCACUGAGAAACACGUCCAGCAGGAACAAGAACAAGACGGCCAAAGCAGGCAAAAGCAGCCCUGCCACCAAGAAUCCGACGCAACCAACACAGCCGCUGGCAGCCGACGAACCCGACGACACAGACAUCCAGAUCCUCGACCUACACACGCACGAACCCAUUGUUGCCUACCGCGGGAUGAUCUUCAAAGGCACAUGGAGCGAGACCAUUGGCACGGAGAUGCUGUUUGCCAAGACGGACGAGGGACACGAGGCAGACAAUGCGCACGGCAUCCAGGUGGUGGACAACGUCCGUCUGGUGGGCGCCUCGUCCGCACGCAUCACCUGUGCACCCACCGAGAUGGUUCCCAAGGCGAAAAAGGCGGACCAUGCUGCUGCGACAGCGGACGCCUCCAGCGUGUCUACGGCCGCCCCCAAAAAGAGCCUCGGCUUCGUUAUCCCCGUCGGCAACAACGCCUCCGUGCAGCGCCAGCAGCAGGCGUCCUUCCUCGAGCAGCUCAUGGCUCUCAAGCACCGCCGCGGCGAGCAGGACGUCGUCACUGUUCAGGCCACCGAGACAAAGCAGAAUGCCGUUCGGGGCGAUGCGGCGGAGAUCAAACGGCGCGCGCGGCGGGAGACGCAGCUGCAGGUGCACCAGGAGCGGCGGGCAAAGCGGUUGCGCGGCGGGCAAGGCGGAGCCGACGGCGACACCGAGGCCGGUGCGGCGGCCGGUGCUGCCGAUGCUGGCCAUGUCGACGCCGAUGCCGACAAUGUGGCCAGCCCACAGCCACAGUCGGCCCAACGACGACGUCGCGCGGCAGCACGCCGUGGCCGCAGCCGCGUGUCUGAUUUCUCGCAGAUUGCGCGGGUGGCGGGCGACGACGACCUGCUGGCGUUGUCUCAAAACGGACACGGAAGCCAGGGCGACGCGGAGGACGACGAAGCGUCGUUGAGCGAAGACGACGACGACGGCGAGUGA
Sporothrix schenckii 1099-18 is the source of this 1266-nucleotide messenger RNA. RefSeq lists its product as uncharacterized. Bases 1 to 1266 code for a protein of 421 amino acids. NCBI's taxonomy places the organism in Eukaryota, Fungi, Ascomycota, Sordariomycetes, Ophiostomatales, Ophiostomataceae. The record is from RefSeq and is a predicted model, not a curated record. The transcript has a single exon.